AUGCCUCUCGAUCGCACUCGUCCGUUUCUCAACGACGACGUCCUCCUCAACAUCAUGAGGUUCUCCGACGCGUUGACGAUCUGCCGCUUGAUGCAGAUCUCACGCCCGCUGUACCACCAAGGCCCCGGCUUGCUCAUCCCUCGUGACCUUACGCUCUUUCAUGAGGCGGAGCUGGAGUCGUUCAUUGCGUUCAUGUCCGCCGAGGGACCGUACCGUUUCAAGUUCCUCCACACCAUCAUCUUCAUGGGCGAUGCCAUAUCAAAGCGCGUCGCUCAAUUGCUCGUCGACUUCUUCGUCCGCUUCGCGCCGGUGCUCAAACUCGAAGUUUGCGGCAUUGGGCAGGCGGAGGCGUUUUUCGGCUCACACCCUGCGCUCGCCGGCGCGUUCGCGAAGUUGAGCGGCAUUCAGAAGCUCGAGUUGAGUGAGAUGGGCCCCUUGAGCGUCGCCAUGCUCAGGUCCUCUCAGUUGAAGCUGAAGAGCGUGGCGCUGCUCAUCAAAGCGCCGUCUUCCGGGCUGCCAAUCGGUGAAGCCGAUGAUGAAAUCGAACAUGACGAAGAGGAAAGAGAGGGCGAGGACGAGGACGAGGACGAGGCGGAGGAGGGAGACGACGAAGACAGUGACGAAGAAGACAGCGUACACGACGAAGACGAUGAUGAUUCGUCUACGCCAGCACCGGACGCUCGCAACUUCAUCCUGCUCAUGAGCCAGUCCAAGCACACGCUGCGCUCGAUUUCUGCCAGCUGGAGCCUCACUGGCCCGCCCAAAGCGCUGUACGACAUCCAGUACCCCCUCGUUACCGAACUCUGCCUCGAGAACAACGAGCUCCCCAUCACCCGGCGUUAUGUGCGGGCCUUUCCAAACCUCCGCUCUCUUUCCCUCAGCGCUUCCCAGCAGCAUCUCAGCACGUUCUCCGAAAACCCUGUCUCGUUUCUACUCCCGUACGAGAGCAACGAGGCACAACAGCGCAAGUACGGGACUUGGAACGCACUCAUGGUCGUCCGGGGUGCGCUCUGGGACGUGUUCCUUCUCGCGCUCCAAUGCCCCGUACGGCGGCUCAUCAUCUGCGGGCCAUGGCUCGACGCACUGUUCCUCUCUCCCAUCCUGCGGCCCACGCGGGCCCCGUAUAUGCACCUCGAGUCGUUCGACGUCACCCGCUUCGACAACGGCCAGUUUGGAGAGGCGAUGAGCGACCCGAGCGCGGCCUGCCUGCGCAGCCUCGAUAUCUCGCUCACCCCGGGGAGGAUCGUGCGCCCCGAGGAGAUUGACAUCGUUCACACGCUGGAUAUGCUCAUCGCCGGCCUCGCGGACGUCUCUAUCCACACCCUCGGGCUCAGCAUCUGCUGCUCGGCCCUCCAGGUCCCCCUCUUCCACGCGACUGAGGUCCGCUACUGCGACAUCCGCGCACUCUUCGUCCCCGGAGCACCAUGCGCGACCGAGCUGCACCUCGCGACGCUCGACCUCGACGCUCUCGCGCGCCGCAUCCAGGCCGCGGCCCCGUCGAUCCGCACCGUUGUCGUAACGCUCGCAGGGCUCCGCGGGCGCGAGAACGUGACGGUCGUGGUGGGCGCGGAGCACGCGCUAGCGCUGGGGGAGGCCGCGGUGGAGGUUAUCCCGCUGAAGGUAGGGGAGGGGCUGCGGAAAUCUUGGGGGAAGGGUGCGCGGUUCUUGAAGGAGAUGCGGGAGGGUGGAGGUGCGGAGGUGCGCGCGGUGUCGGGCGCUGAGGUGGACAAGCUCAACGCUAGACUAUACUCCUGA
Messenger RNA from Trametes versicolor FP-101664 SS1, 1755 nucleotides. RefSeq lists its product as uncharacterized. The record is from RefSeq and is a predicted model, not a curated record. NCBI's taxonomy places the organism in Eukaryota, Fungi, Basidiomycota, Agaricomycetes, Polyporales, Polyporaceae. The transcript has 2 exons. Bases 1 to 1755 code for a protein of 584 amino acids.